ACCAAGCCAGCAGAAGUCAAGCCCGAACUACUGCGUUGCGACAAAGGAGGGUGCAACAAGUGGUGGAAGAAAUCAGACCUCAAGACCAUCGGCAACAGCGACUUCCAAAAGUGUCCACACUGCCGAGAAGUGAACACAACUCCUACAAAGUACUGGAUCGGAGGAGUAAGUGGACCGAAAGAACCAGCCUACGACUAUCCGGCAAGAAUGCCUCAAACACCGCAAAUCCAUCCGCUACCGGUGAAGGUACCUGCAGAGCGAACAAGCAGUGUCAAGAGACAGAUCUCUGGCAGCUCGCCUAUCAGUACUCCUACGCAGAACAAGAAGGCAAGGACCAGCCUGCAUCAGCUUACUCCUGUGCAAGUCUUAGGCGUCAUCGAGCCGGCGAAGAUGGAGCGCAGCAACAGCCUCCAAAACCCUACAACUGCUGCAGGUCUCCCUAGCAAAGAGCCUGGCCUCGAAACGUUCCGCUCCAGGAGCGACCAUCUGUUUGCAGCCUGGAAAGCCUGCAAAGGUUGCCCAGACCUCCGCAAAGAGAAGGAGCUUAAGGAUGCAGAAGAACGCCUGAAAAUGCUUCACAACAGCAUCCCUAAGAUCGAACGUAAAGUUCAAGAGGCGCAAAAGGAACAGCAGGCCACCAUGGCAGAUCUGAAAAGAAAGGAAGUUUUCCAGGAAAAGCUCGACGCACUCGUGGCAGACGGAGAACUGGAUCAAGGUGAGCACAAACCCAUCAAGGAUAAGUGGUACAUGUCUGCAAGACAGCAUGUUCAGCUGGCGUACGAGAAGAAUAAUCGCGCCUCGAAGACGUUGCAAAACGCGCGCAAGGACAUGGCGGAAGCGAAGACAUUGGAGAUGAACCAAAGGCAUCAAAUCGAUGUUGUCAAAGAAGAGAGAUGCCAGUUGCAAGGCUUUGGCGAGUUCAUGUCCAACUGCAUUUUGCCAUCGAGCAAGGGCGCCUGA
Molecule: messenger RNA, 960 nt
Organism: Aureobasidium uvarum
Lineage: Eukaryota; Fungi; Ascomycota; Dothideomycetes; Dothideales; Saccotheciaceae
Source: the annotation of a GenBank genome assembly